UCAAUUUAGAUUUUAGUACUUGACUGUACAUGUACUUGACCUUCGAGUUUUAUGAUACACAAUAUAAUUAUUAAUAAAGUGACAAUUCUAUGAAAUGUGUAACCAAGAUAAAAUUUAAGUGUAUUGUUUAAACAAAUAAUCUAAACAAUGGCUCAAACUAAUCAAGUAAACCUGGAUAUGGGUGAUGAGGAUGUUGAGGAGAAUCAGCCUCGAAUUAGCAGAAUGGACUCCGUUUCUAGGCCUGUGGCACCAAACAGGAGUAAUGUUGGUCUUGGAGACAGACUGAAUAGUAUGUUCAGAGAAAUACGGCCGCUGGUCGAACAUGCGCGGAUGGGAAACAAUGCUAGACUAUCAUUACCAACCUGGUUACCUCGGAAUCCACCAAAUACACAUCAACUGGGUGAAAGUCCCCAAAGGCCCCAAAGCUCUAUAGCUCAUGUAAAUCUUGGACCUUCUGCUCAAGCAUAUGUGGUUACUGACAGAGUAACACCAGCUUCAAGUGCAAGGGCACAAACAAGUCAUGGGUUAAAUACAAGUGUCUCUAAUGAUUCCAACAUAUCUGAACAAGCAGAGGAUAUCAAUAGUUCAGUGAAUCCAGCCAAUAACAAUAAUAUAAAUGAUAAUGCUGAUGAUAGUCAAAGUGAUGAUGGUACACAGCAGGUUGUGGAUGUACGUGGAACACUAAAUCUUUUAAUAAGAUAUGCUCCAUUUUACUUUAUUCUCUUCAUAAAGUAUUUAUAUGACAGUAGAGAAGCUAUUUUCACAUUUAUACUAUUAUUUUUCAUGUUCUGUCAUAGUGAUAGCCUUGUUAGAAGAGAACAUGGUAAACAAAUGAAUCGCAGCUUCUUAGCUCUGCUGAGUGAAUUACUUUUCUCAUCAAGCUGUAUAGUAAUAGUCCACUUUCUCUUUGGUCAUGGAAGACUCUUACCAAAUGUUAUUAUGUUCCCUGGAUACAUAGAACCAAUAGAUGUAUGGGAACUUAUGUGGUUGGUUGUACUCACCGACCUAAUUGUUAAGAUUAUAACUGUCAAUACAAAAAUUUUUGUGACAAUGAUGCCAUCUUUUAUAUUGCCUUAUCAGAAACGGGGUAAAGUAUACCUUUUCACUGAAGCAGUAUCUCAGUUACACCGUGCCUUGAUUACUAUUCAGCCGUGGAUAUUCUUCCUAAUGCAGUCGUAUGAAGGCUCAGAGAAGAUGGUGGGAAUGUUUCUUACAUCUGCAUAUGUAUUUGCAAAAGUUGUGGAGAUAAUUGUAAGGUUGAGGCUGUUUAAGAAUGCCACAUGGACAUUGCUGCAAAGCGUGAACCUGGGAACAAAACCAACAGUGGAGCAGUUAAUUUCAGCAGGAGACUCAUGUCCGAUAUGUCAUGAUGACUAUACCACCCCUGUGCGAUUAGGCUGCAGUCACAUAUUCUGUGAGCUUUGUAUAGCUGCCUGGUUAGAUAGGGAACAUACUUGUCCACUCUGCAGGGCCAAGGUGGCCGAUGAACCUACUUGGAGAGAUGGCUCCACCACAUAUGAGCUUCAAUUAUAUUAGAAAAUUCUUCGGUAACAGUAUAGCAUUAUAAUAUCAAUUAUUACUUUCAACUGGUAUAUAUAGUACAUAGAAUACUCCUAAAAGUUUAUAUUUUUUUAUUGGUGAAUAAAAAUGGAGUUGCGUUUUGUUGUUUGACCUGGGUCUUUGUACAAAAAACAAAAUAAAGUUUGCCACUUUAUUUUGUUUUUUCUACUAAGUACUAUAAUUUUUUAAGAAAUAUGUAUUUUAGACUUCAAUGCAUACUAGAAACCUAUCAAUUUAAAUAAUUAGAAGGGCAACAAGAGGUUUUUAUAACUAUGGUACUCUUCUUUCACAUGUUUUUUUUCAUCAUUUUACAUCUCUAGUGAACUUUGAGAUCCAAAAGAAUAAAAUAGUAUUAUACAAAUAAAUAUUCAAUAAUUAAAUCGCUUAAUGUUACUACAGCUACUCUUAAAUUAAGGUUUGCUUGAUAAAGUCCUUAUACGUAAAUUUUCAUCAUCAUUAUUUAGCACACUAUCAAGUUGGUGAUUAUAUUUAUAUAGAACCCGGGCAUCAUAAUAUCAGAUGUCCAAUUCAAUGUGCAUAUUAUUAUAACUAAUUAUAUUUAAUAUUAUUACCAAGUUUAGUGGUUAUAAACGCAUGGCGUAUAAAAAAGCGAUUGAUUCCCUAUGAAAUUAAUGCUUUCAUAAUGGACAUAGUUUUAACAUAAUUUAAUUUUUUUUAUAUUAUAGAAAAUUGUCUAGGUUUAGGUUUUAACUUGCUUUGAAUGCAUUAGCAAUUCGUAAAUGCCAAAGUUUUGCCAUAUAAAUAAGGCAAAACUUUCAAUUCCCUAGUCAUAAUUUUUAUAUAUUAAAGGGACAAAAAUCCUUAAACUUGUUUCACCAGUUUCCAUUUGAUCUGAGGUCCAUAUUCAAAAUUUUACGUGGCCAUUUCUUAAUCACGAUUUUUAGCAACGUUAUUCGUUCUUAUAAAAAGAAAAUUAAAACUAAUCGUAUUAAGAGUAUAAGACACGAAAAAAAAAUUUUUUUUUUUCAAUUUUAAUAUUUGUGAUAGUUUUUUGUUUGAUGAUAUUUCUGGAAACUUAAACCGAAUGAAAUGGUAAAUUAACUUAACAUUUUAGUGAUGUACCUUAUUCUAUUUUUAUAUUAAUAAUAUUUUUUAUUAUACAAAUUUUAUUUGAUUCUACAUUUUAAAAAAGAUAAUAUGUAAGUAGAUGUAGUAAAUGCGUGUCUACAAACUUAUGUCUAUUUAAAUCAGUUCUAUUCCGAACAGAACAGUCCAAGGUGCAUCUAAAUCGGUGCUGAACCUUUUUAGAUAUUAUAUUAAGCAUUUAUGUUACUGUUUUAUUCUAUUACUUUUCGGAUUUAAUUUUAUGAAUUUAUCUCUUCAAUUGUACUGAUUAAUCCAUUGUGGAUUAGUAGCACCGCGUGCAUUUUUCUGAUAUUAUGUAGUCGUUUGCAAGCUAAUUUAUUGUGUAGUAUAGAAUGUAUAUAUGUAAAUAUUUUGUUAAAUUAACAUGAAAAUAAUCUUUUUGCCCAACUGUGCAUAUAAAUCAAAAUCUAUUGGGUUUAAUGUGUAAAUGUUAUUGGUUGUAAUAGCUCUAAUAUGAGUUUGGCAAACACUGCGUUAAUGUUUGUAUGAAAUAAUUGUAAUUUUUUGUGGUAACACCACCAGAAGCGCUGAUAAAAAUUGUUUUGGAUAACCGAAAGAAUUAGAAUUAUAAGUACUAAAUAUUUCUGAUUUCGUUAUGUAUGAUUUCAUUUUCGGCCUCACUAUAGUUAAGUAAAUUUUAAAUAAUAGUUAUAAUUAUAUAAAAGACAAUCCCUAAAUAUAACUACUGUCGCUACUAUUGCUUUGCAAUGAUAAAGAUUUUCUCCUAGUAAACAAUAAUAUGUACUAUAUAAAAUAGAAAAACACUUAAUAAAGUAUGAAGCAUUAAUUCACCUGUUAAUUAAGAUGCCAAAUAUAUAAAAUAUUAUAUUUAAGAAUACAAGAUGUUAUAAUUCCACUAAAUAUAUGUAUUAUACGUUAUAUUUUUA
Pieris rapae (cabbage white) is the source of this 3554-nucleotide messenger RNA. Its product is annotated as RING finger and transmembrane domain-containing protein 2. The record is from RefSeq and is a predicted model, not a curated record. The coding region runs from base 148 to 1536 and encodes 462 amino acids. Gene Ontology annotation, biological process: positive regulation of ERAD pathway. Gene Ontology annotation, molecular function: ubiquitin protein ligase activity. The transcript is spliced from 6 exons. NCBI's taxonomy places the organism in Eukaryota, Metazoa, Arthropoda, Insecta, Lepidoptera, Pieridae.